GAAGAUGAAGCUGUCUCGCCCUUCUGCUCUGCUCCGCGUCGUCUUCUCCGUCGGCUCAGCUAUCCGCUGCUACAGCUGUAAGGACUACAGCGGCAGCUGCUCCAAACAGAGAGACUGCAGCUACGACGACGCCUGUCUCACCCUCAGUGAGAGAGGAGGGAUGACCUUCCGUCAGUGUCUGAAAUACACAGACUGUGAGUACAGCCGGCUGUCUCAGAUGUUUCCUCAGGUGUCCAGCUUCACCUUUAAGUGCUGUAACUCGGACCUGUGUAACUCCGCCCCCUCGGCUGCAGCGAGCUCUGUGAUUGGUCUGCUGGCGUCAGCUGGCGUCCUGUGGUGGUGCGUUCGCUGAGCAGCGCCCCCUGUGGCUGAAACAUGACACAGCAGUCUCUCUAACAUUAUUAUUAUAAUUGUUAUAAGACGUAUGUUUAUGAUCUCUAAAUCCUUCCUUGAGGAUUCAUAUGAAUAAACACAAACUCCUUAAACAGGAAACUAACCGCUGACCCGCCAAAAUAAAGUAUAACUGAAAUGACCAGCUGCUCUGUCUGUGAAGUCAUUUAAUAAAGUCUGACCCUCUGGA
Molecule: messenger RNA, 580 nt
Organism: Trematomus bernacchii (emerald rockcod)
Lineage: Eukaryota; Metazoa; Chordata; Actinopteri; Perciformes; Nototheniidae
Product: CD59 glycoprotein-like
Exons: 4
Coding region: 5-352 (115 amino acids)
Source: RefSeq, a predicted model, not a curated record